Messenger RNA from Dunckerocampus dactyliophorus (ringed pipefish), 4163 nucleotides. It is a transcript of the gene grik4, whose product is annotated as glutamate receptor, ionotropic, kainate 4. Gene Ontology annotation, molecular function: kainate selective glutamate receptor activity; transmitter-gated monoatomic ion channel activity involved in regulation of postsynaptic membrane potential. NCBI's taxonomy places the organism in Eukaryota, Metazoa, Chordata, Actinopteri, Syngnathiformes, Syngnathidae. Gene Ontology annotation, cellular component: presynaptic membrane; plasma membrane; postsynaptic membrane. The record is from RefSeq and is a predicted model, not a curated record. The transcript is spliced from 23 exons. Bases 934 to 3831 code for a protein of 965 amino acids. Gene Ontology annotation, biological process: modulation of chemical synaptic transmission; monoatomic ion transport; synaptic transmission, glutamatergic.
CUCCCACUCCUCAGUCUGCUCUGCAUCCUUCCACAGGACUGCAGCGAAUCCAGUGGAGCUGACGGGACUACUAAAACACAACAGCAACACAACAUGUACAAGGAGCUUAGGAAGGGAAAGAAGGAAAAAGUCAACGAGGAGGAAGAAAAAAAAAGCUAAAUAUAUUUUGGAUGUCUGUAUUGUUGCGCCUCUGUGGGAUGCGGGAUACGCAGCAUCACUGGUGUGCAGGUUCUGAUAAGCCCAAUCGAUGAUGGACCUCCUCUCGGUUCGCUAGAUUUGCGGACAUGGUGAGUCAGAUGCAACUCUUGGCGGGCUUAAAAUGGACUGCUGCUCUUCGUGGGUGAAGCGCACGACGUUUUGCAACUACUUGGCAUUGGAGGAGCUUCACUUCGCGCCGAGAGGGGAAUGAGAAGCUCACUAAAAGAUCACCUGGACUACUCUUGCUCUUAUUUCAUGUGUUUACCUCUCAAGGAGGCAACACUUGUCUACUUGUCUGGAUUCUGCAGUCAGUGAGACUCACCGCAUGGACUAGCCUACCUCCCCUUCCCUUGCUCAUCCAAUCGGCAGUCAGAAUGCAGUCCAGAUGCAUGCACGGACUUGCGUCUGCACAAUAGGUGUCAACUGGACUUGAAAGCCAAUGCAGCAUUGCACCAGGCUAAUUCCUUACCAGAGGUGCUGCCGAGAGGAGACAUUACAUCAAGUCUGUAAGCUGAAUCCCAUUUAGCAGAAUCUUCAACACGUUUUGGGCGGAGCUGGUGGCACGUACCGUAUUUGUGCUUGUGAGAUGAGGAGAAGCUAAGUGGGCAACCACAACCACUGACGUCUGACAGCCCGGUGCGCGGAAAAAUGGACUAGAAGCCCUGCAACUCCGGAGAUCAAAGGUGGCUGUGACAGGGGCACCCCCGGGGCAGGACCCAUGAGGAGUUAUAGAAGAUGCUCACUGUCUGGGCGCUUCUGCUCUUCUUAGCCAUGUGGGUGACAAGCACCUCUGGUGGCCCGCUCUCCUUCAGAAUAGCUGCCAUCCUUGAUGACCCGAUGGAGUGCAGCAGAGGGGAGCGUCUGGCCAUCACACUGGCCAAAGACAGCAUCAACAGGAGCAGCAAUCGCUCCACCACAGGCAAGCUGGAGGUGGACAUCUUUGAGCUGCUCAGAGACAGCGAAUAUGAGAUGGGGGAAACAAUGUGCCAAAUCAUGUCCAAAGGGGUGGUGGCAGUCCUUGGUCCCUCUGCUAGUCCGGCCUCCAACUCCAUCAUCAGCAAUAUCUGCGGCGAAAAGGAGGUGCCCUACGUGAAGGUGGCUCCAGAAGACAUUCUAAAGGUGCAGUUCCCUCGGUUCACCACCCUGGACCUGAGGCCAACCAACUCGGAUGUCAGCCUGGCUGUAGCAAGCCUUCUCACCUUCUUUAACAGCACCGCCGCAUGCCUCAUCUGUGCACAGGCCGACUGUUUAUUGAACCUGGAGCAGCUCCUGAGGCAGUUCCUCAUUUCCAAGGAGACGCUGUCAGUGCGCAUGCUCGACGACAGCCAGGACCCCACGCCACUCCUGAAGGAGAUACGAGACGACAAAACCGCCACCAUCAUAGUCGACGCCAAUGCCACCAUGUCCCACAUCAUUCUGGAGCGGGCAUCAGAGCUGGGAAUGCUGUCAAUCUACUACACGUAUAUUUUCACCUCUCUGGAAUUCUCCAUGCUGCAAUUGGAUGAUGUGGCGGACCAGCGGGUCAACAUUGUGGGUUUUUCCGUUUUCAACCAAGCGCAUCCAUUCUUCCAGGAUUUUGUGCUAAGCCUCAACCGCUCCUGGCAAGAGAACUGUGAACAUGUUCCUUUCGCUGGCACACCGCUUUCUUCGGCUCUCCUCUUUGAUGCCGUGUACGUGGUGGUGGCAGCGGUCCAGGAGCUGAACCGUAGCCAAAAUGUAGGUGCCACUCAGCUCUCCUGCAAGUCCUCCAAAAUCUGGGAGCACGGCACCAGCCUCAUGAAUUAUCUUAGGAUGGUAGAACUGGAAGGGCUCACAGGCCACAUUGAAUUCAACAGCAAAGGACAACGCUCCAACUACGCCCUGAGGAUCAUGCAGAGCGGCAGGGACGGCCUAAGGCAGAUUGGCUUGUGGCACUCUGAAGCGGGACUGUCGAUGGAGAAAACGCUGCCAUCCAUCAACGUGACGGACACCCUCUUCAACACGACUCUCACCAUCACAACAAUACUGGAGAAUCCCUAUGUGAUGCUGCGGCCCAAUCACCAGGACCUGGAGGGAAAUGAGCGCUAUGAAGGCUUCUGUGUGGACAUGCUGAAGGAGCUGGCAGACAUAUUGAAGUUCAAGUAUCGCAUCCGGCUGGUGGGGGAUGGACUUUAUGGAGUCCCUGGAGCUAACGGAACAUGGGCUGGCAUGGUUGGAGAGCUCAUUUCGAGGAAAGCUGACUUGGCAGUGGCUGGCCUCACCAUCACAGCAGAACGUGAGAAGGUCAUCGACUUCUCCAAACCCUUCAUGACCCUUGGUAUCAGCAUCAUGUACCGCGUCCACCUGGGUCGUCGACCGGGUUACUUUUCCUUCCUUGACCCCUUUUCCCCCGGUGUGUGGCUCUUCAUGCUGCUGGCCUACCUGGCCGUGAGCUGCGUCCUCUUCCUGGUGGCCAGAUUGACGCCUUACGAGUGGUACAACCCCCACCCCUGCCUAAAGGGCCGCUGCAACCUGCUCAUCAACCAGUACUCCCUCGGCAACAGCUUGUGGUUUCCCGUCGGAGGCUUCAUGCAGCAAGGGUCCACCAUUGCCCCCAGGGCUCUGUCCACGCGCUGCGUCAGCGGAGUGUGGUGGGCCUUCACAUUGAUCAUCAUCUCCUCCUACACCGCCAACCUGGCUGCCUUCUUGACAGUUCAGAGGAUGGAGGUGCCCAUCGAGUCAGUGGAUGACCUGGCCGAUCAGACGGCCAUAGAAUACGGCACCAUGCACGGGGGCUCCACCAUGACCUUCUUCCAGAACUCUCGCUACCAGACCUACCAGCGAAUGUGGAACUUCAUGCACUCCAAGCAGCCCAGCGUGUUUGUGAAGAGCACAGAGGAGGGCAUUGCGCGCGUCCUCAACUCCAACUACGCCUACCUGCUGGAGAGCACCAUGAACGAGUACUACCGCCAGAGGAACUGCAACCUGACGCAGAUCGGCGGGCUGCUCGACACCAAGGGCUACGGUAUCGGCAUGCCACUGGGCUCAGUGUACCGGGACGAGUUUGACCUGGCUAUCCUCAAGCUUCAGGAGGACAAUCGCUUAGAAAUCCUCAAAAGGAAGUGGUGGGAUGGUGGCAAGUGUCCAAAGGAAGAGGACCACCGGGCCAAAGGUCUGGGCAUGGAGAACAUCGGCGGCAUCUUUGUAGUGCUGGUGUGCGGCCUGCUGGUGGCCAUUUUUAUGGCAGUGCUGGAGUUUGUGUGGAUGCUGAGACACACGCCCGGAAGUGAGCAAUCGGUAUGCGAGGAGAUGCUCCGCGAGCUCCACGGCAUUGUACUGUGUCACGACAGCCUGCAGGUGAGACGCCGCCGGAACCCGUCCGUCCUGCGGCCGCGCCCCCUGCCCCCCCAGGAGGAGCGCCGGGCGCGAGCAGCCGCCGUCAGCCUGGCCAACGGCAAGCUGUGCGCCGGCACCGGACUGCCCGAGCCGCUCUCCCACAGACUGGCUCAAGAGGCCGCCCUGGUGGCCAGAGGCUGCAGCCACAUCCGCAUUUGCCCCGAGUGCCGACGCUUCCAGGGACUCAGAAUGCGACCCGGCGGGGGCCUGCAGUCCCCGACGCCUAGCGAGGAGAGCAUAGAGUGGGACAAGACGACAAAUAGCAGCGAACCUGAAUGACACCCACUUUGCUGACAUGCUUCUUACUGCUUUUUUUGGCCCGAACUCGGGAACGAAAGUACUGACUGGUCUUUUUUUGGAAUCUCCUGGGGCUGAUUUUUUUUCCUUGCUCAUAGGAAAAACUGAUGAGUGUGUCUCAUGCUGGCCCUCAGUGCUCUUUCAAACAGGACACACAGAGGACAAACGACCAGGGGCCAUUUGUACUAUGCAGUCAUUUAUCAUUGUGCUGUUUCUUUAUUUCCCUCCCCACCUUUUUAAAUUAUUCCUGUCCUCUGUUGGAUUAUCAGCACUGAAUAUUGUUGUUAUAUUGUUCUUGGGAAAAGAUGACAUUA